Molecule: messenger RNA, 1851 nt
Organism: Pestalotiopsis fici W106-1
Lineage: Eukaryota; Fungi; Ascomycota; Sordariomycetes; Amphisphaeriales; Sporocadaceae
Product: ABC transporter ATP-binding protein ARB1
Exons: 2
Coding region: 1-1851 (616 amino acids)
Molecular function (GO): ATP hydrolysis activity; ATP binding
Source: RefSeq, a predicted model, not a curated record
AUGGUUUCCGCCUCCAAGGAGAAGAGACUCGCAGCCAAGGCUGCCGCUGGCGGCGGUAAGGAGAAGAAGACUGUUGCUUCCCGCUCCAAGGCCAGCUCCAAGGCUGCUUCCCAGAACGUCAGUGCCAACGGCUCAGAGGCCGGCGACGAGAACCCCUCCGAUGUUGAAGAUGUCGCCACCGACGGCAAGAAGAUGGAGAAGGUCAAGCGCCUCGCUGAUCAGAUGGACAAGUUUGGUCUGACCGACAGAGUGACUACUGGUGUCCUCGCCUCCACAAAGGCCAGCAAGGACGUCAAGAUUAUCAGCACCAGUUUGACAUUCCACGGUAGAGAGCUGAUCAAGGACAGCACGCUCGAACUUACCAUGGGCCGAAGAUACGGUCUUCUUGGUGAGAACGGUUGCGGAAAGUCCACUCUCCUCAAGGCCAUCGCCGCCCGCGAAUACCCCAUCCCCGAACACAUCGACAUCUACCUUCUGAAUGAGGGUGCCCCGCCAUCCGACUUUGGUGCCCUCGACUGGGUACUCAACGAGGCGGAGAACGAGAUGAAGCGUCUGGACGAGCUGGCCGAAAAGAUCCUGGAGGAGGAAGGCCCCGAGUCCCCUGUCCUGAUGGAUCUCUACGACCACUUGGACAAGAUGGACCCCUCCACCUUCGCUACUCGUGCCUCUCUCAUUCUGACUGGUCUCGGUUUCAACAAGACCACCAUUAACAAGAAGACAAAGGACAUGUCUGGUGGUUGGCGUAUGCGUGUCGCUCUUGGAAAGGCACUGUUCGUCAAGCCUUCGUUGCUGCUGCUCGACGACCCCACUGCUCACUUGGAUCUCGAGGCCUGCGUGUGGUUGGAGGAGUACAUGAAGAAGUGGGAGCGCACACUCGUCCUGGUUUCUCACUCCGAGGAUUUCCUCAACGGUGUGUGUACCACCAUGAUUGAUAUGCGCGAGAAGAAGCUUCUCUACUACGGAGGUAACUACGAUUCUUAUGACAAGACCCGUAGGGAACAGGAGGUCAACCAGCUCAAGGCCUACGAGAAGCAGCAGGCUGAAAUUGCCCACAUUGACAAGUUCAUUGCCAGUGCCGGUACUUACGCCAACUUGGUCAGACAAGCCAAGUCUCGUGAGAAGCAAAAGGAGAAGAUCCUGGAGAACCUUGUCGAGAAGCCCAAGGUCGACAGAGAGUUCAGAUUCAAGUUCGGUGAUGCCGAUAAGCUUCCUCCGCCCGUGCUUGCUUUCGACGAUGUCACCUUUUCGUACUCUGGUGAAUCCAAGGAUGACCUGUACCGCCACAUUGACCUCGGUUUCGACAUGGACUCGCGAUCCUGCUUGGUCGGACCCAACGGUGUUGGAAAGUCUACCCUGCUCCGACUCAUGACUGGCAAGCUGAGCCCAACUGACGGUUCGGUCCGCCGACACACCCAUUUGAAGCUCGGUUUGUACUCGCAACACAGUGCUGAACAGCUCGACCUGACCAAGAGCGCUUUGGACUUUGUUCGCGACAAGUACCGGGAGAAGUCUCAGGAUAUCGCCUACUGGCGUCAGCAGCUCGGAAGAUACGGUGUCUCUGGUAAUACCCAGACAGCACUGAUGGGAACUCUGUCUGAGGGUCAGAAGUCUCGUAUCGUCUUUGCUCUGUUGGCCAUUGACGGUCCCAACAUGCUUCUGCUCGACGAGCCUACCAACGGUUUGGAUAUUCCCACCAUUGACGCCCUUGCCGAGGCUAUCAAGGAAUUGCUCGACAAGAUUGCAAAGGAGAUUUUGGUGUGCGAGAACAAGACUGUCACCAGGUGGGACGGUACCAUUGGAGAGUACAAGAACUCUCUGCGGAAGAAGAUGAUUGCCAACGGUUCCGUUUAA